CCGCAGACUGCUCGCCAGCUUCCUCCCGGAUUGACAGACUUACAAAAACGACUGGCGAGAAGCAGCACAUCUAUCUGGACCCGGCCUAUUGACGAUGACCACAUUUUUCCUGGGUCCCCGAUAUGUACCUAGCUAAGCGGUCCUUUGUCAUAACCGCCUGUUCUCUCGCGCAGAAACUCGAUAAUGGCCUAAGGGCCUCUGUACUCGCGAUUCUCGACACUAUGAACCUAAGAAAGUGGAUCUCAGUGGAUUACAUGUAACCGAAGCGCAACGAAUAGUCGAUGAGAUACAUCGUGAAUGCGAACGGGUGGAUCUUCACGAUAUAGAUGUCGAAAUUAUGGAAGGAAGUUGGGCAUAGAGACGACCGACGAAAAUAACCAUGUCGUCUGGAAGUUUGGUAGGACCAGUCACUACACCUAUGUCAUAGCGUCUACUAUCCUGUCAAAGUAUCGAAGCAAUAGUAGUGUGAUUUCAGACGAGUGGAUGGUCAUAAACGACAAUGGAAGGUACAGAGAAAAUGUAGCCUUCUCUACAGUUGGAACUUGGGGGGAUUCCGGAUCAUUUGUCUGGGACUCUGACGGCUACGUUUCUGGCCUACUGUACAAGGCUUUGUUUCCUAGGUAACACCGAUCGAAGUGGUUCUCGAGGACACAAAACGAGUCUGCAAGGCAAAGGAGGUCCAGCUGGUGGUGAGUCCUGAGGAAACUGAUGUCUAGAGGAAGGGAGAAUAGAAGAGUGUCAGGGCACCAGCAUGUGGCCUCGCUUCAUGUAUAUACCUUAGCUUACAGUGACAGCACUCUGGAUUCUACAGACCUUCACACACAGACUCAAGGACCGUUACACAGAG
Amorphotheca resinae ATCC 22711 is the source of this 847-nucleotide messenger RNA. RefSeq lists its product as hypothetical. The record is from RefSeq and is a predicted model, not a curated record. Lineage: Eukaryota; Fungi; Ascomycota; Leotiomycetes; Helotiales; Amorphothecaceae. The transcript has 2 exons. The coding region runs from base 298 to 624 and encodes 108 amino acids.